AAAUUAAUAGUGGUGGCUCAGGUGUGAUUUAUAAAUCCGAAUGUAAAUAUUGCAAAAUCACAAUAGCCCUAAAACGCCCAAAAGAUUGUUUACAAAAUCAAAAUUUCAACAGUGAGGUUGAAAUUUUGCGAAAUGUUCAAGGCCACCCUAACAUAAUUGCCUUUUAUGGAGUUACAAAAG
Messenger RNA from Cetraspora pellucida, 180 nucleotides. The record is from the annotation of a GenBank genome assembly. Lineage: Eukaryota; Fungi; Glomeromycota; Glomeromycetes; Diversisporales; Gigasporaceae.